AUGUACGCACUCGGUCUGGCGAGUGAGAACGUCACCAUGAUCAUUGGUCAGCCUGGGACAGCUCUCUGGCUGAUAUUCUGGGUAAUAUCGAACGUGUCGACUUCUUUCUACGCAAUUCCCUUGGCCCCCGGGUUCUUCAAAUUCGGAUACGCAUGGCCUUUGUACCAUAUCGUCAACGGCAGCCGGACCAUCUUGUUCGACACGUAUAGCCAGAUCGGGCUGAAUUUCGGAGUCCUUUUCGUCUGGUGCGCGGUCAACACGCUCUUAUUCCCCUUCUGUUGUGUGUUCAUGCGCUGGAAGACCAACAAGGAGUUGGCGCGGAAAGUGCCCCGAAGGACGAUCAAAUAUUUGGUUGAUGGGUAG
Messenger RNA from Exophiala xenobiotica, 363 nucleotides. RefSeq lists its product as uncharacterized. The record is from RefSeq and is a predicted model, not a curated record. NCBI's taxonomy places the organism in Eukaryota, Fungi, Ascomycota, Eurotiomycetes, Chaetothyriales, Herpotrichiellaceae. Gene Ontology annotation, cellular component: membrane. Bases 1 to 363 code for a protein of 120 amino acids. The transcript is spliced from 2 exons.